AUGGACCUCAAGGGCAAAGGGUCCCUCCUCCUGCUGGUCAUGUCAAAUCUGGUCCUGUUCCUGAAUGUGGCCUCUCAUCGGAUCUGUCAUGAUGAUUUGAGAUGCCAAGUAAACCUUCAUGAGCUAUAUAAUUCUGCAACCUUUACAUCUCUGGUCAUGCAGUUCCAUGCCAAAGACUUCUUCAGGGAAUUUGGGAAAGAAUAUGUCAAGGAUUCUAGCUACUUUUUCCCAGCGAUGAAAAGUUGCCACACAGCUGAUAUCCUUGCUCCAGCUGACAAGAGGGAGGCCAGGCUGAUGCAGCAAGAACAACUUUUUAACCUCGUGAUUCGCUACCUGCGCUCCUGGAGAGAUGCCCUGCUGCAGCUGGGCCUGGAAGCACAUCGGCUGCCGAAAUUCCAAUUUGACUUAGAAAUCCCAGACAAUGUGGAGUACUCUUUGUGGUUGGAGAAGGAAUCACUGGAGUCACCUGAUGAGCAAGCUCGCCUGUUCACUGUUUAUAACACGCUCCGCUGCUUGGUCUCUGAUACAAACAAGAUUCACUUUCUUCUCUCCUUCUUGAACUGCCUCGCAUACAACCAGCGUGUUUGUUAA
This is a messenger RNA of Chinchilla lanigera (long-tailed chinchilla), 591 nucleotides long. RefSeq names its product prolactin-like. The transcript has 5 exons. Gene Ontology annotation, cellular component: extracellular region. NCBI's taxonomy places the organism in Eukaryota, Metazoa, Chordata, Mammalia, Rodentia, Chinchillidae. The record is from RefSeq and is a predicted model, not a curated record. Bases 1 to 591 code for a protein of 196 amino acids. Gene Ontology annotation, molecular function: hormone activity. Gene Ontology annotation, biological process: response to nutrient levels; positive regulation of cell population proliferation; positive regulation of receptor signaling pathway via JAK-STAT.